UUGACAGCGUGAAUUUCACCCGGAAAAUACAAUGACACAUGAGUCGAUUGUAGUCAAAGGUCCAGAAGUAGACUUUGACUUUUUAGAAAAUCCUCCUCUGUCCGAUCUCACUUUCAAUACUGCAUAAACCGCAAGGGGAUGUUGAGCAGUGUUUUCAGGUGCCUUGGAACCAAUCCUGUUGUUGGCCGAAGAAGUAUGUCUCAAAGUAGCCUGGCAGGAAAGGUGGCCAUAAUCACCGCCUCCACAGAUGGGAUCGGUCUGGCUGCGGCCCAGGCUCUGGGGAAGCGAGGAGCCCACGUGGUGGUGAGCAGCCGGCGGCAGGCCAACGUGGACAAGGCCGUGGCGCUGCUGCAGAGCCGCAGCAUCCAAGUGACGGGCACCACCUGCAACGUCGGCAAGGCGGAGGACCGAGAGAAACUGCUCCAAACGACCCUGGAUCGGUGCGGCGGCGUUGACAUCCUGGUAUCCAACGCAGCGGUCAACCCUUUCUUCGGAAACAUCAUGGACUCCACACAGGACGUCUGGGACAAGAUCCUGUCUGUAAAUGUGACCUCAGCCUUCCUCAUGACUAAGCUGGUGGUGCCUCACAUGGCGAAGAGGGGAGGCGGGAAUGUGGUGUUUGUGUCGUCUGUGGCCGGAUACCAACCCAUGCAGGCUUUAGGUCCCUACAGCGUGAGCAAGACCGCUCUGCUGGGGCUGACCCGCGCUCUGGCCCCCGAGCUGGCCCGGGAGAACAUCCGAGUGAACUGCGUGGCGCCGGGGGUCAUCAAGACCCGCUUCAGCUCCGCGUUAUGGGGAAAUGAAGACGUCGUGGAGGAGUUUAAAAAGCAGCUCAGCAUCAAAAGAAUCGGAGAGCCAGAGGAGGUGGGGGGCGUCAUCGCCUUCCUGUGCUCCGAGGAGGCUUCCUACAUCACCGGAGAGACCGUCACCGUGACCGGAGGGAUCGGCUGCCGACUCUGAUUCGACUCGACCGGUCGGCUCCGC
This is a messenger RNA of Pungitius pungitius (ninespine stickleback), 984 nucleotides long. It is a transcript of the gene dhrs4, whose product is annotated as dehydrogenase/reductase (SDR family) member 4. Lineage: Eukaryota; Metazoa; Chordata; Actinopteri; Perciformes; Gasterosteidae. Gene Ontology annotation, molecular function: carbonyl reductase (NADPH) activity. The transcript has 9 exons. The record is from RefSeq and is a predicted model, not a curated record. The coding region runs from base 139 to 960 and encodes 273 amino acids.